AUGCCUGUUAAGGUUUAUGCGGAGCCACGGGGCUUCAAAGCUGUAAAUCAACGCCAAGUCAGCUCCCUCACCGUCUCUAAUAAGUCGGUGUGGUUUGGUCUGCAGGAUGGUCGGAUUCUGCGCUACACCUGCCCAUCAAGUUCAACUCAGGAUUCCAGAUCAACCCAUACGUCGGCUGAAUGUGUGACUUUGCGCCCCAAGGCACAAGGGGCUGCUUCUGAGGUGCAACGACUGUUCGUAGACACGAAAUCCUUCCACUGUAUCGCAUGCCUCGCAUCCGGACACCACUGGUACUCCAACUUUCAAAGCCCUGACCUGGUAUCGCUAACAAGUUUAAACGGGUGCUUCGUGCGCUCUGCUUGUUUCACGGAGGCGACAAGUGAGGACUUCACUGGAUCGUUCCUACUAGGCACCCAGCGCGGCAGCCUGCUUGAGGGGCGCAUUAACUACCGCCAAGCGAGCUUUGCCUUUCGCACGCAGUAUAAGUUACCGGAUGGGGAGCCAGUACUCGACAUAGGCAUUAUUCCCGUGGUGUAUCGCGGCGGACGCUGUCAUGUGUUGGUGGCUUCGUCCACACGUUGCCUCUACGAGUUCUUUGGAGGCACGUCGUUCGAUGACACCUUUUCGAAGUACUCGAAGACGGGUGCCAAUGCGUUGCGAUACGAGGUGCCGCUGGCUGGACCAAUCGGGGAUAUCAUCGUCUCCGAGCGUAGUGACGGGAGCCACGACUUAUUCUGGGCGAAUGCUACGGGGAUAGUAUUCGUGAACGUCCCGUAUCGUGUGGCAGACGACGCUUCAAGUUGUUUGAAGUUCCCGCCCAGCGUGAUAACCUAUAUUAUGACGCCACAACAUCCUCUUUCAUCACUGCAAGAGACCAAGUUGCGACAUGUGAGGACCUUCUUGCGCCGCCCCGCCAUCCAGGUGCCUAGAAGCGUUGUGGUGGUCCGUGAUUCGCUGCUCCUUCUAUACGACGACACCAUAGGCGUGGUGAACACCAUAGUCGGUAAACAAGUUGGCACGCUGCCAUUACCUCACGGCGCAUUUGGCAAGGUGCACUGGCUGUUGCGCGACCGUUUGACGGGUGAAGUGUGGCUCCAUGCCACCGAAGGCAUGUUCGAGGUCAGUGUCAGCGCGGAGUCCGAAGAUGCGUGGAAGCACUAUUUGUUCAAGGGUGACAUCGCCAACGCCCUUUCCAGCUGUAAGACCUCAGGGCAACGCGACAACGUACUACUUAAAAGCGCUUAUGACUUGUACGAACGUGGGAAAUACCUUGAGUCGGCGCGUAUGUAUGGACAGGUGGAGGCUAGCUACCCUAACUUUGAGAACAUUUGUCUCAACUUUCUAAAAAAGCACCAGGAGGAAGCGGUUGUGGAGUACAUCACCAUGAAACUGCAGCAGCGCAAUUGGUACCGGUACAAUCCGCGUUUCAUCAUCCUCACAGUAUGGAUUAUCGAAAUGCUCGGGUACCGUUACCGGGACGUCUUCCUCACCCUGCAGGCGAGCCGCGGCGUGUCGGGCAUUGACACUGGUGCCCUGGCAACUCGGUGUGAGGAGUACCGGCGAAAGCUGUUUUCCACCAUAGGGUCGCUGGCGCACAUUGAUGAGCUGGCACCCUCGAUCAACUUUCUGCUGCAGACCGUUAUGGGCUGCGGGGACGAGUGUGUGGAUUUCGCCCGUAUCCGCCGCGAUUCGUCAAACGUGGUCUACUACAUGAUUAACAGUGGCAACGUUGAAGGGGCAUUGAGGGAGCUCAUUAAGAUGCCUCCCAGCGAUAAGCGAGACGCUUUGGUGCUGAGGUUUGCCCCGCUGAUGUUCAUGGACGCCCCAGCGUUGUUUGAGCAGGCCUCGUUCAGCAAGCUGGACCCGGUGAUACUGCUCCCCAUUGCCCUUUUGCCGCUGAUGAUGCGAAAUGAGCGUUACCUGCGCCACUCCUUGGGCAUGGUGGAACGGCUGCUUUUUUCCAACGAAACUGCGCACGAGGAGUCGAAGCGUUCGCUGCUGUGGUGCUGCUACAUCCUUCUUUUAGCUAACUUGGAGACUGAGGAGCCCUUGUUGGAAGUACUCAACAAGAAUCUGGUAGAUUUCCGCCACAUUGACCUCGCUAUAGCACUUCGCUAUCUAAAGGUCAAAUCGUCAACGGACAGCCGGUGGUCUGUGCCCUUUAUUGUCUUGCAAAGUUUAUGCGGCAUGAACGAGGAUGCGCUGGAAAUGGCGCUUUCCCAGAACAAUAUGGAAUUGGCGAAACAGUGCGCAAUGAGGCCGUCAGACGAAUUUACCCGUUGCCGUCUCUGGCGCUACAUUCUGCUCCAGUCUUCCCGCAAUGGCGAGGCAUCUUUGGGCUCCAUCAUUGACACGUCAAACGGACUGCUACAAGUGCACGACCUUUUGCACCUGCUCCCAGAAGACACGAAAUUGGGCGACCUGAGCAGCAUCAUCUCGAGGUCUGUGGCCGAGUAUGAAUCCGACCUGGAGGAGCGUCGCCAGGAGGUUGACCACCUCUGCGCAUGCAUCGCCGAGACCAAGUCGGAAAUUGAGAUGGCUUCUCGCCGCUGCGUUAGCCUGCCCGUGGACAGAAACUGCAUGUCAUGCUCUCACCCACUGCAUACAGGUCAUUUCAUCGUAUUUCCCUGCGCGCACGCAUUUCAUCGUUCCUGCGUGGCUACAACGCUUCGCAGUUUGCUGAGCGGAGCUGAUCUGUUAGAGCUAAAACGCCUGCACAGGGAAUUCGAAAGGCGAGUGGAUGAGCGUAGCGUAUCGGCAUACAACGAGUACCUGUCGAGGGCAUGUGUGAUUUGCGGCUACCCCGCUGCACUCUUGGCCUCGAAGCCUUUCAUUGCCAGCGUGAACGCGGUCCAGGAAGAUUUGUGGGCAAUAAAUUAG
This is a messenger RNA of Babesia bigemina, 2880 nucleotides long. RefSeq names its product Pep3/Vps18/deep orange family protein, putative. The transcript has 2 exons. Gene Ontology annotation, molecular function: protein-macromolecule adaptor activity. Gene Ontology annotation, biological process: endosome organization; vacuole organization; organelle fusion. NCBI's taxonomy places the organism in Eukaryota, Apicomplexa, Aconoidasida, Piroplasmida, Babesiidae. Gene Ontology annotation, cellular component: HOPS complex; endosome. The coding region runs from base 1 to 2880 and encodes 959 amino acids. The record is from RefSeq and is a predicted model, not a curated record.